AUGUCCGACAACCACCGCCUUGAUGGAAAGGUUGCCCUUGUCACCGGCGCCGGCCGUGGAAUCGGGGCUGCCAUCGCAGUAGCUCUCGGUCAACGCGGCGCCAAAGUUGUCGUCAACUAUGCCAACUCGCACGAGGCCGCCGAGAAGGUUGUCGACGAGAUCAAAGCAAGCGGCAGUGAUGCGAUUGCACUCAAGGCCGACGUUGGCGACCCGGAAGCUGUGGCAAAAUUGAUGGACAAGACUGUAGAGCAUUUUGGGUAUCUUGAUAUUGUCUCCUCGAAUGCUGGGAUUGUCUCGUUUGGACAUCUCAAGGAUGUCACACCGGACGAAUUUGAUCGGGUCUUCCGCGUCAACACCCGCGGCCAGUUCUUUGUUGCGCGUGAAGCCUAUCGCCAUCUACGUGAAGGAGGCCGCAUCAUCCUGACCAGCUCCAACACUGCAUCGGUGAAAGGGGUACCCAAGCACGCCAUCUACUCCGGAUCUAAGGGCGCCAUUGAUACAUUCGUCCGCUGCCUGGCGAUCGACUGCGGCGACAAGAAAAUCACCGUGAAUGCCGUUGCACCUGGCGCUAUCAAGACGGACAUGUUUCUCGCUGUGUCCCGGGAGUACAUUCCGAACGGCGAGAGCUUUACCGAUGAGCAGGUCGAUGAGUGUGCUGCGUGGUUGUCCCCGUUGAACAGAGUCGGUCUGCCGGUCGAUGUAGCUCGUGUGGUCAGCUUCCUGGCAUCGGACGCAGCAGAAUGGGUCAGUGGGAAGAUUAUCGGUGUUGAUGGAGGGGCAUUUCGAUAG
Messenger RNA from Aspergillus puulaauensis, 789 nucleotides. Its product is annotated as SDR family oxidoreductase. The record is from RefSeq and is a predicted model, not a curated record. NCBI's taxonomy places the organism in Eukaryota, Fungi, Ascomycota, Eurotiomycetes, Eurotiales, Aspergillaceae. Gene Ontology annotation, molecular function: oxidoreductase activity. The transcript has 3 exons. The coding region runs from base 1 to 789 and encodes 262 amino acids.